Messenger RNA from Capronia coronata CBS 617.96, 633 nucleotides. RefSeq lists its product as uncharacterized. The coding region runs from base 1 to 633 and encodes 210 amino acids. The transcript has a single exon. Gene Ontology annotation, biological process: protein folding; protein complex oligomerization; response to salt stress. Lineage: Eukaryota; Fungi; Ascomycota; Eurotiomycetes; Chaetothyriales; Herpotrichiellaceae. The record is from RefSeq and is a predicted model, not a curated record.
AUGGCAUUCCUCUACUCAUACCCAGAGGUCGAGCCAUACCCCACAACCUAUGUGACGCACACAUACCCCGAAAAGGGGCAGCAUUUGCACCACAUCCCUCUGCCCUUUCUGGCACACAAGGCGGCGCACCGGCUGCUGCACGACAGAGAACAUGAGGUCCACAUCCCCAAGGCCGACCUGAGAGAGACCAUGUCCAACUUCUACAUCGAGGUCGAGUUGCCGGGUAUCUCGGACAAGUCGCAGCUCCAUCUGCGCUGGACGUCCAUGCGCACUCUGCUCGUCACCAGCAAGAUCGGCCGGCCCGACAUCCCAGAGUCGGAGCUGUUUGAUGUCCCCGUCGUCGCUGCCGCGCCUGAACCACCGAAAGAAGACGCCGACCAGCAGCAACAACAAGAGCCGUUGGCGACGUCGACUGAAACGGGUGUGACCGCGACUGCGACGACGAUGAAGAAAGAGCCUCAUCUCACCGUGCACGAAAGACUAAUCGGCGAAAUGAUGCGCGCGUUCAACUUCCCUGUUGACGUGGAUCGAGACAACACCCAUGCCAAACUCGAGGCCGGCUUGUUGAGGAUCGUGGUGCCCAAGCUCAAGCAUGAUCACGCCGAGCCCCUGCAUGUCAACGUCAAGGAUUGA